This is a messenger RNA of Nycticebus coucang (slow loris), 1244 nucleotides long. RefSeq names its product transmembrane protein 150B (gene TMEM150B). Lineage: Eukaryota; Metazoa; Chordata; Mammalia; Primates; Lorisidae. The coding region runs from base 398 to 1096 and encodes 232 amino acids. The transcript is spliced from 7 exons. The record is from RefSeq and is a predicted model, not a curated record.
GAAGGCUGAACCCAGGGGCCAGAAGUGAUACAAGUAUUCUAGAAGGGACUGGGUGGGCCCCAGGCUCCCAGGUCCCCAAAGGAGGAAGGGUGGAGAGAGCUGGAGGCUUCGAUUUCUAGGUCCAGGGAGAAUAGGACUGGGAGUUUGGACAUUAAACUCACAAAGCUGGAGGAAGAAAGUUAGGGGCCCCCAAAGCUAAGGCUGCUUGCUAGGUUCUGAGGAGACAGCACCUGGCACAGGGUGAGGGCAUGGAAAGUGGAGGUCAGACCCCAUGCUCCAGGCUCCAGCACCGCAGCCUGGACUUUGCCUUCCUGCUGCCUGAGCCCCACCCUGCACCUUUGGCUCUCCCUGGAAACACCCAGGACUGAAAGCCUCAGCAUCUGGGAGAGAGCCUAGCAUGCGGGGCUACCUAUCUCUGCUUCCUGCCUUCCUGGCCCUGUGGGCUACCAGUGGCAUCUGGAUCGUUUUUGCCAUUGCAGUGGCCAACGGGACAGUGAACCUCAGUGAAGGCUUUCCCUACAUCAGUAUUUGUGGAUCUUACCCACCUCAGAGCUGUAUCUUCGGCCAGCUACUCAACCUGGGAGCUGCCAUGGCUGCUUGGAUCUGCAUUCUACGUUACCACCAGCUCCGGAACUGGGGGGUCGGAAAGGGGCCUAACCAGCUAAUCCUCUGGACAGGUCUUUUCUCCGCCCUGGGAACCUCGGUGGUGGGCAAUUUCCAGGAAAAAAACCAGAAGCCCACACACCUGGCAGGUGCCUUCCUCGCCUUCAUCUUGGGCAACCUCUACUUCUGGCUACAGCUCCUUCUCCUGUGGAGGAUGAAGACCCUGCCCCAGCCCGGGGCCCUCUGGAUCAGGCCACUCCGCCUGGGCCUCUGCAGUCUCUGCACCAUCCUCAUCGUGGCCAUGAUCAUCCUCCACUCCCAGCAGCUGCGUUCUGCCUCUGCCAUCUGUGAGUGGGUCACUGCCAUGCUGCUGUUCUCACUCUUUGGACUCUUCUCAGUUGACUUCUCUGGCCUGGAUAACUGCACCCUGAGUCUUCAGCCGGGGCCCAGCCUCAGCCCCUCACCAGCUUCCCCUGGCUCUCUGUCUGUCUAACUGUUGCAGACAUCCUGACUGGGGCCUCAUGUUGCCAGUGAAGGAAGAAGACAGGACUGAUCCGUUACCCCCAUACCCUCGGGAUGAACCACUGGGGGGGAGGGUCUUGGAUUGGCCAGGAGCAGGGGGUACUGACUGUUCCUGUCCU